Molecule: messenger RNA, 3208 nt
Organism: Eleginops maclovinus (Patagonian blennie)
Lineage: Eukaryota; Metazoa; Chordata; Actinopteri; Perciformes; Eleginopidae
Gene: pex3
Product: peroxisomal biogenesis factor 3
Exons: 12
Coding region: 164-1252 (362 amino acids)
Biological process (GO): protein import into peroxisome membrane
Cellular component (GO): peroxisomal membrane
Molecular function (GO): protein-macromolecule adaptor activity
Source: RefSeq, a predicted model, not a curated record
UGUGUUCCAUGUAGCUUGACUGACGGACUUUGGCACUUUUGACAGUUAGCAUGUUAGCUAGAAGUUGCUAACUAGCCUGUAAGUCCUCUGAUAAAAUGUCUGUAAACUAAACAGCACAAAGUGUUUCUGUGGUUGAAGUUCGUGAACAUCUCCCAGCCUGAGGAUGUUUUCAUCUGUCUGGAACUUUGUGAAGCGCCACAAAAGGAAGUUUAUUUUCACCGGAGCUUUGGUUGGAGGAGUGUACUUCCUGGGUAAAUAUGCACAGAAGAAGCUCAGUGACAUGCAGGAGAAGGAGGCGGCAGAGUACAUCUCUCAGGCCCGGCGACAGUUCCACUUUGAGAGCAACCAGAGGACCUGCAACAUGACCGUGCUGUCCAUGCUACCUCCGCUGAAAGAAGCCAUCAUCAAUCAGCUGAAUUCAGAAAGCUUCACUGCACUACUCAAGGAAAAACCAGCCAAUAAGCUGGAGAUCUGGGAAGAUUUAAAGAUCAUCAGUUUCACGCGCACCAUGGUGGGGGUGUACAGCACCUGCAUGCUGGUGGUUCUGCUCCGGGUCCAGCUGAACAUCAUCGGAGGAUAUCUGUACCUCGACAACUCUGUGGGCAAGAACUCCCCGACUCCGAUGGCUCCUCCUGACGUCCAGCAGCAGUACCUGUCCAGCAUCCAACAUCUACUGGGAGACGGUUUGACAGAGUUAAUAACUGUGGUGAAGAAGGCGGUGCAGAACGCUCUGGGAAGCGUGUCUCUGAAGCAGAGCCUCUCCCUGCUGGAGGUGGAGCAGCAGCUGAGCUGGAUCCGGGCGGAGGUCGAGGCCGGCGUCGAGCGCCCCAUGUCCUGGUACCUGCUGGCUGACGAUGAGAACGCCCUCGCUGACCAGGCCUGCGGACUCACAGAAAACGACGUGGUGACGAUCAGGCUGUUGAACGAGACGAGGGACAUGUUCGACAGUCCAGACUUCGGCACCGUCCUGAACGCCAGCUUCAACCGUGGUUUCUCUCGACUGCUGGACAACCUCGCCGAGUUCUUCCGCCCGCCGCCCGGUGACUCCGCCCCCUGCGCUGCUUCUGAUAGUCUAUCAGCAGUCAGUCUGCCGCUGGCUAAGAUCAUCCCCAUCGUCAACGGACAGAUCAACUCCAUCUGCAGUGAGACGCCCAGCCACUUUGUUCAGGACCUGCUGAUGAACGACCAGGUGAAGGAGUUCGCGGCCAACGUCUACGAGACCUUCAGCGCGCCUCAGGAUCUGAAGAAAUAAAAACCCAAGCAUGAGGACAUCGACACGAGGAAAGGAGGGAUGAUUUUGGACUGUUCCUCCCUCCUUCCUCUCCGAGACGCUUCCUUCCUGCAGACUGCACGACAGGAAUGGAGGAUGCAGUGACUUGCAACAGGUUUUUCUCACAGAAGAGCCUGGGAUUAACCCUAAGAGUGAUGCAUCAUGGGAAUUGGAGUCCAAUUUAACCUGGUAUAGAGGUAAGAAACACACAGAGAGACUGACAUAAUGUGGUGAAGAAUUGGUGGCAACUUUUUCACACAAUAUGAAACUAAAACUUGAGUUUAUGAUAACACUGAUUUUAGGAUGAUUUCCUCGUUUUUCUCUCAGCAGUGGUGAGUGUUUUGUUUGUUUACAUCGCCAGCUGUUCUGUCUGCACUUUGGCUGUGCAAAAAUAAUUCACUUUUUAGGUGGUAAUAUUCAAUUUUCUUUUUUAUUUCACCCUUUUAUUAAAUUCUUGUCACAGUUUCUGGAAAAUCUGCAGCAACUUAUAUUAUUUUCUGUUUUUAAAUCAUCAUUAUUAUAUUGUAUUAACACAUCUGGGUGUGUUGAUUCAUUCCAAAUGAAAUGGGUAAUCAAACUAUAACUUAGCAGAGGUGGAUAUUUCUAAUUACCCAUAUAUUUUUCAUAAAACACAAUUUUUAACAAACUGAUCAGUUAUGUGUAGUCGCUGUUUCUCCAUUCAGAAGACCACCACAUUAAAAGCAGUACACUUCUUUUGGUGCAUACAAAGAAAUAGGACACGCAGACAAAAAUACACUGAUUUCUGCUCAGAUUUCACUCUAAAUCUGUGUUUUUUGGAGCAUUUAAAGCAUUAAAAGUCACAUUUUGUGUUAGACGCAGUUCCAUUUCCAGCCAGAAGGGGUCACUCUACACCUGCUGUUGUGAGAACCUGUCUGGUUUCCCUCUUGUGUCCUCAUGAUAAAAGUAUUUCUAUCCUUUUGACGAUAUGACAUCCUGGUUUACAUCCUAAAAUAGCUUCAUAACUUCACCUCAUUAGCCACAUUGGUUUUGUAUUUUUCUCUCAAAUCGCAGAUAUUCCUUGUCCUCCAAAAAUGACUUUAUAUUCCAUCUAUGUAGAAAUGACGACUGUUACCCAGAGCCAAGUAACUUGAAAUCCCUGUAUGGAUUUCCUUGUGUGUUUCCAACUGUUCCCACGUCUUGAUUGGCUACUCGAAUCAGGUGUGUGCAGUUAACACGCCUGCCUCGACCAAUCAUGUAAGGGUAGAAAAGGAGGGGUAGAUUUCCUUUUUUACUUCAACGUUAAUGCAAUCACCGUAAAAAGAGCUGCACAAUUAAUGGAUAUUUUAGCAAAAAGGCCUAGUGCUUUAUCCAAAUCGCAUUAGUUAAAAUACAUGUGAAUACCUGGAGUAAUAUUGUGGAGCUGCAGUCCCGGACUAUGUAUUUUAUACAGAUCCUCUUUAACAAAUCAAACCAGGAUCAUUUUUAAUAAAUUAUUCAUGAUAAUGUGAUUCAUGUUGAAUAUUAGUCAAAAUAUCUAUUAUCUAUUCCUUAUUGUGCAGCCCUACUUUGGAGCAUUACUUUAUUCCUCCUUUUGUUACACCGUUGACAUGACAACAUGAUUAGAAAAGUGAUUGUUAAUUAUUGUCAGCCGCCGAUCGAUCUAUUUGUAUCGCAAUGGAAAUGAAGCACCUGGAUUCCCCUGAGUGUUCCUACUACUACAUGAUAAAGGAACAAAGUGAAAGUUCUGAAAUGCUUGAAUGCUCUGUUUCCUGGAGAUACCUGCCAGAAACCAGUCUGGGGAAAAACCAGGCAGAUCAGUCAGACUUAUUUUUACAAUUCCUUUACAAUGUACAUUUCUGUUUAUGUAAUAAAGACAUUAUGCCGUUUGGAGCAUAAAUAUCCUGAAAGACAGCAAAAAUGUUUGUUUGUAGAAAUGCAUUGAAGAGAUAAUUAAAGUAAAAUAUGAUUUAAUAUAAA